AAACAACAACAAAAAACAAUGACCGACUAUAACCGCCUCCUCAACCUCGCCCUGAUCGACCUCCUCGUCAUCCUAAAAGACGAAAUGGUAAGGGACAGACAAAUCCAGCAGCGCUUCAACGAGGAAUUCGCCUCCGGGUACGACUAUGAAUCCUCCCACAGCGACGGGAUAUGCGCGUGGCGGACGAGAGAUCGCGAAGACAAGUUAAUAAAGCAAGAGGGCCGACGCAGGCUGGAGAAGUGGACGGAGGAACAGGAUGGGAUUUUCGAGAGGUUUUAUGGGGGGGAUGGGGAGAGAGCGAAGACGGCUAGACAUGCGUAUGCCGCUGUGCCGGCGAGCACUGGAUUGCCGAGCAUUGCGACACCGCUUGUUGUGGGGCGGGUUAGGGCGGAACAGACGAUGCUGAAGAGACGGGUGGUACCGGCGGCGCUUUCGAGGGGGGUUGAGGUGGGAUUGGCGACGGGGAGAGGGAAGGUACAGAAGAUUCGGAAGAGGCGCGUUGGGGAGGCAAGGUUUGGUGUUACGUCGAGUUUUGAUAUGGAUGAGUUGCGUGCGCGUGGCGGGCUUGUUGGUGUUAAGCCGGUGUUGGGUGCGAGGCCUUUGUUGAGUGCGAGGCCGGUCGGUGAGGGAAGGCCGGGUCGGUGAGGGAAGGUGGAGUACGGCGGGAUGGGCGUUUAUUGGGAUGGAAUGGCGGAGAAAGAGUAAUAUUUUAACUUAUGAAGGCGUAGCAUAUGCAUAUAUCAAAUUCAAAAACCCUCAUACAAACAACAACAAAUUGUUUAAUUUAUACCACACCACAAAACACACACUCACCCCGAGGCCCCCGACGUGCAAGUGAUACCAGGGCUCCCAUCAAUAUUAGCACAAUAAUUCACCGUCGCACCACUUGGGUUCUUCACAGCCCAAUUCGUAAAAUGCAAAUCACACAGCAUAGGCGGCGAGCAAUUCAAAUUCGCCACCGCAGGCGCCUGUUUCGAAUUCGUCGUCCCCUUGAAAUUCUUAAAGUAAAUCCCAGACAAACUCGCCAAACUCGGGUUUACCGCGCAAUUCGCAGCGUCGGAGCCGUAGCAGCUUUGGAUUUGUGCCCCGUAAUCGCAGCCUUGGACGUCGACGCCGUCCCAGGUGACGUUGGAGA
Pseudogymnoascus verrucosus is the source of this 1135-nucleotide messenger RNA. RefSeq lists its product as uncharacterized. NCBI's taxonomy places the organism in Eukaryota, Fungi, Ascomycota, Leotiomycetes, Thelebolales, Thelebolaceae. The transcript has a single exon. Bases 19 to 645 code for a protein of 208 amino acids. The record is from RefSeq and is a predicted model, not a curated record.